AUGUCUCUUCCCCUGAGGCCGGAGCUGUAUAGCUUAUCGGGGGACGAAGCCGCAUUCUUCAAAUCGGAAACUGGUAUAGAAGAUGACGAUGAAUUGAAAAGCCACAUACUGACCGUACAGGCAGAAGCUUACAAGAUACGACCGUAUCCUUGUAUACGCAUAUUCUCUUUUAUGAGGUUAAAAAUCUCGAGGCAUCCUUCAUAUCAACGUUUUUUGGCCAUCGGGCGCAAGCGCAAAGAUGCUAUAUACGCCGAAAUCGGGUGCUGUUUUGGUAACGAUGUUCGGAAAGCAGUCGUAGAUGGAUUUCCAGUAAAUCAAAUUAUCGCCACUGACUUACACCCAGAAUUUUGGACGCUUGGGCACAGACUUUUCAAGAGCACACCGGACAGCUUCCCGGCACGUUUUAUUGCAGCAGAUGUCUUCCAGUGCUUGUCGGCGGACAACACUCCCGUCAACACCCCCAUUUCAGAAAUACAGUCACUUGGCCAACUCAGAGGACACAUAUCUGCUAUUCACACAGCCGCCGUCUUCCAUCUCUUCAACGAGGAACAGCAGCUUCAGCUGGGAAAAAUCAUGGCUAUAUUGCUAUCGUCGACUCCAGGAUCAAUGAUAUUCGGAACACACAUCGGUCUACCAACUAAAGGCCACCGCGAAGAGCCUGUCGCUCUGGGUGGCCGCACCCAUUGCAUGUUUUGUCACUCACCUGAGACGUGGCGGUCUCUCUGGGACGGCGGAAUAUUCCCCAAAGGCGCUGUCGACGUUGAGGUUAGCUUGAAGGAGCUCGAUCGUCCGGAUCUCGCUGGAGCCAAGUUCUACAUGCUUGUGUGGUGUAUAACAGUGCUAUAG
This is a messenger RNA of Guyanagaster necrorhizus, 846 nucleotides long. RefSeq lists its product as uncharacterized. The transcript is spliced from 5 exons. The coding region runs from base 1 to 846 and encodes 281 amino acids. NCBI's taxonomy places the organism in Eukaryota, Fungi, Basidiomycota, Agaricomycetes, Agaricales, Physalacriaceae. The record is from RefSeq and is a predicted model, not a curated record.